CGGUGGAUAUCGUCUUCUCCAGCGCAGCUAUGGAAGACAACCCAUGCAACAUCUACCUCAACAGAACUCAAGGCUGCAACUGAAACGCAGGAUAUCAAAGCGUUGGAUAAUCUUCUCAAAGCCGUCAGUCAGUAUCAAGACGCAGUGUUUUGACGAUAUGAUUGCUAAUCUCGAGUUGGCGGCUUUGUAGGCGAGAAGGCUAAUCCUGCUUACCACAAUAUUAUGCCAAUGAGGACGCCAAUGCUGUGGUCAGAAGCACUCUUGAAUGCCACCUCGGCGUCGAAAUCUUCUGGGGACAAUCCCGUAGAAGCUCCUGCGCCCGAGAAAACACUUCCUCCACGGUACAUGCACGAUACAUAUGCCGAAAUCCUUCUUCCGUUUGCGUCAUCUCCAAAGUUAUUUGAGCAGUAUACAAACGCAUGGGGUGGACUUCGGACUGGCAUGCUUAUGGAACAUCUUGACUCGCUGGCUGGAUCGAUAUCUUACAAGCAUAUGUUGGGACCAGGCGUGGAAACGCUUGGUCGUAUACAUGAAAGAGGCUUCUACAUUGUCACCGCUUCUGUUGAUAGACUGGACGUCCUCGCCCCUCUUUCGCCCGUCAGGGACAUCCGCCUGAGCGGCAUAGUUAUCUACACUGGGACUAGUUCCAUGGAAGUAGCUGUCAAGAUGGAAGCUCUCGGGGCAAGCGGCGUGGAGGAUACUCUGCUACUUGGCCGAUUCUCUAUGGUAUGCAGGGACGCCCGAACUCACAAAGCUCGGCCGGUAAACCCACUCAUACGUAGUUCACCCGAAGAGACUGCAUUGUAUUCGAUGGGCGAAAAUGCAAAGAAGCGGAGACGAUCGAUGGCCCUUCGCUCUCUUUCUAAGGUACCUCCCAGUUCUGAUGAAGCGGCAGAACUGCACUCGAUGUACUUGCAAUACGGACAACUUGAAGACAAUGGUCAUCAACUGUCCAACUACGAACGUGUUUGGAUGGGAGACACACAUUUGGAGAAGACCAUGCUCAUGUUUCCGCAAGAGCGCAAUGUCCACCAGAAAAUCUUCGGAGGCUAUCUUAUGCGACUUGCUUAUGAGCUUGGUUUUGCGAACGCAUCACUUUUCACACGUUCGCAUGUAACAUUCAUGUCACUGGACAGUAUCUCUUUCGCAAAACCCGUUCCCAUAGGAUCUAUUUUACGACUGACCUCGCAGGUUCUUCACACUACACCUCCCGGAGAGCUCCCUGGUGUAGUGCACGUUGGAGUCCAAGCUAAUGUUGUCGAUGUGCGAACUGGGCACGAGCAGACUACCAACGAUUUCCGUUUCACAUGGUAUCCGGAUGAUGGUUCCGCUGUCCUUAGAACAGUUGUUCCAAAGACCUAUCAAGAGGCGAUGCUUUGGUUGGAAGGCAAACGAGCACUGGAGAUGGGCGAUCAAAUCAGGGGGGAAAGAAACCAGAAACGAAGCGCCUAGUAGUUCUUCUAAUUGACGUUCAUAAGAGAGGUCCCUCUAGACCAACCUCGCUACAAUAUCAUUUUCGUGCCACUUCAACGAGAAUGAAAUCAAUCAAUUCACCCCUACUACAGGACGUUUAUUGUGAUGGAAGCAUGCACGGAUUGUGUUGUGUAAUGUGCGCCCCGAAAC
Molecule: messenger RNA, 1623 nt
Organism: Suillus clintonianus
Lineage: Eukaryota; Fungi; Basidiomycota; Agaricomycetes; Boletales; Suillaceae
Product: Thioesterase/thiol ester dehydrase-isomerase
Exons: 10
Coding region: 223-1452 (409 amino acids)
Biological process (GO): acyl-CoA metabolic process
Cellular component (GO): mitochondrion
Molecular function (GO): fatty acyl-CoA hydrolase activity
Source: RefSeq, a predicted model, not a curated record